Triticum dicoccoides is the source of this 2315-nucleotide messenger RNA. RefSeq names its product galactoside 2-alpha-L-fucosyltransferase-like. Gene Ontology annotation, biological process: cell wall biogenesis; xyloglucan biosynthetic process. Lineage: Eukaryota; Viridiplantae; Streptophyta; Magnoliopsida; Poales; Poaceae. Gene Ontology annotation, molecular function: galactoside 2-alpha-L-fucosyltransferase activity. Gene Ontology annotation, cellular component: Golgi apparatus; membrane. The transcript has 3 exons. The record is from RefSeq and is a predicted model, not a curated record. Bases 222 to 2006 code for a protein of 594 amino acids.
ACGACGAAUAAGGAGCCCCUGUUCUCUCGCAAGUUGCAGCGCCCACCCGAUUGCCGCGGCUUUCCACAGCUUUGACCGCUCCCGUCCCCGAGCGAGACCACAAAGCAAAGCGCAGACAAGACGCUUCUUCCAGCCGGCCCGCUCUGCACGGCGAGCACGGAGCAGAGCAAACGAGCGAGCUAGAGGUAGAGCCUUAGAGCCAGCGUGGAGGCGGGUCGGUCAUGGAGAAACAACCGAGCGGCUGGCGUGGGAGCAACGGCGGCCACGAGGAGAGUCUGCCCCUGCGCGGCGGCGGCGGCCUGGAGACGGAGGCAAGGGCGCCGCACCCCCACGCCGCGGACCAGCAGGAGGCGGGGCGGGGCAGGCACCGGCGCAACUGCGCGCGCGCCGCGCUGCUGCUCUGCCUGCUCACGCUCCCGGCCUGCAUCCUCGCCCUCUGGAACCUGCGGGCCGACUCCUCGUCGCAGAUGCUCUUCGACGUCGACCUCCCAAAGGACGACGACGACGACGGCCAAGAUAUAAGAGAUGAUAUGCCUGAUGAUUUAUCUCCAUCGGCACAAAUUGAUUAUGACAGACUUCUGGGUGGCCUUCUGAUCGAGGGAUUUGAUGAAAGAUCGUGUCGCAGCAGGUACCAGUUUGCACGUUAUCACAGGAAUGCAGCAAGAGUACUUUCUCCAUACCUCAUAGAAAGAUUAAGGAGACAAGAAGCACUGCAGAAGAAGUGUGGUCCAGGCACCAAAACAUACAACAAUGCUGUAAAACAGCUCAGGUCCACUCAGAGCAUCAACGGCACAUCGGAUUGCAACUAUCUCUUCCUGAUAAUCCAUGCCGGGAUGGGUAACCGGAUGCUUGAGAUCACUUCAGCGUUUCUUUACGCACUUUUGACAGGCAGGGUUUUGCUCGUGGACCGUUAUAAGCAGAUUGCCAACACUUUCUGUGAGCCUUUUCCUGGAACUUCAUGGUUGAUUCCUUCAGAUUUCCCUCUGAGCUAUAAUGAGUUCACCAAGCAUAGUCCAGAGAGCUAUGGUAACAUGUUCCAGGAAAAUGUUAUCCGUGGCAACACAUAUCGGUCUCUAGCCAGUGCUAGGCCUCCCUAUGUGUACCUCCAUCUUGAUGGUGACUACGCUUUCCACGACAAGCUUUUCUAUUGCGAAGACGAUCAACAGUUCCUGCAAGGUGUGCCGUGGCUGAUCAUGCGGACCGACAUGUACUUUGUGCCGUCACUGUUUCUUAUCCCAAGUUUCCAAGAUGAACUGAGCAAGCUGUUUCCUGAGAAGGACACCGUUUUCCAUCACUUGGGCCGGUAUCUUCUUCAUCCAACAAAUGAUAUCUGGUAUUCGGCGACAACGUACUACAGGGCCUACCUUGCUAAAGCUGAUAAAGUAGUGGGGAUUCAGAUCAGAAUAUUUGAAAAGAAGGGCAUCUUGCAAAGAAAUGGGCCAUUUCCACACGUUUUAGAACAGAUCCUUUCUUGUGCUCAAGGUGAAAAGCUGCUGCCAGAAAUCGGUGUGACCGAUGAAGCUGCCGCUCGGAAUAACCGGACAAUCGCCGUUCUCGCGACCUCUUUGAGCUCUUGGUACAGUGAUCAGAUCAGGGAAAGGUACAGCGAGCACCACACCGUCGACGGCACCACGGUGAAAGUUUACCAGCCGAGCCACGAGGAGUACCAGAAGAAGAAGAACAGGAAGCACAACAUGAAGGCGCUGGCGGAGAUCUACCUGCUGAGCAUGAGCGAUGUGCUCAUCACCAGCGGCUUCUCCACCUUCGGCUACGUCGCGCAGGGCCUCGCCGGCCUCACGCCGUGGAUCAUGUACAGGCCCGAGAACCACGUCGUGCCGGAGCCGCCGUGCGGCCGUGCCAUGUCCAUCGAGCCGUGCUUCCACCAGGCCCCCUACUUCGACUGCAAGGCCAAGAGGGACGCCGACCUGGGCAAGGUGGUGCCGUACGUGAGGCACUGCGAGGACGUCAGCUGGGGCCUCAAGAUUGUAAAUGAAACUCGGUUGUAGCUGCACGGGAAGGCAGCAGAGAGGCGUGUUACUUUCGAAGGAAUUCUCACUGGCAGGAGGUUUCUUUGGUCUGUAACGUACUUACGUUGAUGUUACCCUUGCCGUUGUCGGCUUUAUUUAUUUAAAGCCUGGUGCUCCUUGUGUCUGUUUUUUUUUCAGGCACCCAUCGAUUUGAGAUGACAAAUCCCACGAAACGACGUCUUGGCUAGAAUUUUUGGUGCAAGGAUCAAUUAUUGAUCAACUUGUCACAUGCAAGAAAUUCUUAUUUUCAUCAAUUUUUGAAUAAAUUAGUUGAUACUUGAGAAAUAA